CUCUCUUCUAGCGGCCCGCCCUCCCUCCUCCCCCUCCCUUCCCUCCCCACCCCCUUCCCCUCCUCUCCCGGCCUGCGCGCGCGCGCGUCUUCCUCCGGCACGCGCCGCCGCUCGCCGAGCACUCUCGCCAGAGCCUUUGGCUCGCGCGUGCCUUUUCCCCUUGGGUUCUGGGGAGAGCGGGAUCCUGCUCCGCCGCAGCAGCAGCGGAAGCCCCGGCAGCCUCGGGCGACAGCGGCGGCGCGCAAGCCCCCAGGCGGACCGUACCACUGCUCGCCAGCACGCAGGGGGAGCCGCCCGCCUCGCCGCGCACGCCUCGCGACCCCGCGGGGCUGAGGCGUCGCCGGGCCCGGCAGCGUGAGCGCAGAGCCGGCCCCGACCCCUAGCUCGGAGCCCCGCGGGCCGCGCCCGCCGCCGGCCCCACCCAUCCGGGUCGAGGAGGCCGAGGCCAUGGCCGAGACGGAGGAGCGGAGCCUGGACAACUUCUUUGCCAAGAGGGACAAGAAGAAGAAGAAGGAGCGGAGCAACCGGGCGGCGAGUGCCGCGGGUGCAGCGGGCAGCGCCGGCGGGAGCAGUGGAGCCGCCGGUGCGGCGGGCGGCGGGGCGGGCACGGGGACCCGGCCGGGCGACGGCGGGACCGCGAGCGCGGGGUCUGCGGGCCCAGGGACCGCCACCAAGGCUGUGACGAAGGACGAAGAUGAAUGGAAAGAAUUAGAGCAAAAAGAGGUUGAUUACAGCGGCCUCAGGGUUCAGGCAAUGCAAAUAAGUGAAAAGGAAGAAGAUGAUAAUGAAAAGAGACAAGAUCCAGGUGAUAACUGGGAAGAAGGUGGAGGUGGUGGUGGAGGUAUGGAAAAAUCUUCAGGUCCCUGGAAUAAAACAGCUCCGGUCCAAGCACCUCCUGCUCCAGUAAUUGUUACAGAAACCCCAGAACCGGCAAUGACUAGUGGUGUGUAUAGGCCUCCUGGGGCCAGGUUAACCACAACAAGAAAAACACCACAAGGACCACCAGAAAUCUACAGCGAUACACAGUUCCCAUCCCUGCAGUCAACUGCCAAGCACGUAGAAAGCCGGAAGUACUUAAAAUGAAUGCUACCUGGAAUUAAAUGACUACCUAUGGCACAUCUACAUCUUACUUAGGGACAUGAAUUUUUUAAAUAAAAUGGGAAGAAAUGUAAAUGACAUCAGAUGGAAAUGUUUUUUGGGGUGGCUUUUAGAAUAAAUCCCAGCCUUUUCGCCACUUUGAGAGCACAGCUGGCUUGAAUUUAAACCUCCACGUGGACUUGCUCCUCUGCUCUGUCUUAAAAAAUGUAUAAGGGACCUUUGGGAGGGCAGUGAUUCACCACACUCAAGUUUCUUUAUCUGAUCUAAUCAGAUCCACUCCCACAAAAUUGAUGUGAGGAGAAAUCAUUGACUAACGAGUAGAAUUUACUUGAAUGAGAAAAUUGUUACCUUUGUGCAUAAAGAGAGAGAUGUAUUAUCUAUUACUUGCUAAAAGUGGAAGUCUUAGGAGGAAUGUCAUCACACAGCUUUUAACAGUUUUCUUCAAGUUUGUCCUGAAAUAGGGUCACAUUUAAUACUAUUCAGUAGAAGAUAGGACCCUAGAGCUUCAGUACAGCGUUCUGUGUUUUCUGUUCCAAUUGAAGCCUUAAAAUGGUUUGAUAAGGAUUUUAUAUACGCCCACUCCUACCCCUCCCCAGGAUUCUUCUAAGGGGUGGCUUUUUUUUUAAAUUCAAGGACGAGUAUUUUCAAAAACCCUAGUGAAGAAAAAAUAUUUACUGAUUACAUUUCUUUUCCCUUAGGGAUAAAGAAAUGGAGAAGAGCUUUGAAGUAGUAAGACACAAAAAUAGAGGUAGGGAUGAGGUUUCAAAAAACCAGGCCCUUAAACUUCAGCUAGACAACCAGUAUGCUGUGCUUGAAAAUCAGAAAAGCAGCCACUCACAAUACAAUUAAGGAAUGGGCUUUGCUAACCCUUCUGAGGUAACUAGACUGCAGCUAACCACCACCAACAGUCAGUCGUCAUCUGAUCUCUGCUGGACCUACAGACACCGAUGCAGACCACUCAAUUUCCUGACCGGCCCUGUUGCACUAUGGAAGUUAAAGUGUCGCGAGUGCUCUAUGCAUAUUGGAUUUAGGGGAAUUUUCAUUGUUAUGUAAAUGUGUGAACUAGUUUCAACAGUGUUCUUUCAUGUUUACUCUGCAAAUACAAAAAACCAAAACCUGCAGCCAGUGGUCAUUUCAAAAUCUUUUUAUGUUCAGAUACUGAGCCUUCAUAAGGGUUGACUACCUCAGAUUUGCUGCACUCAUUGUGGACUUCAUGUGGAUCACGACUUCUGGAUAAGAAGAUUACAACUAUUAAGUGUCGAUGUGAACCUUGCAACCAGCUCCACUGGAUUCUUACCAGAAAUCCUGCAUAAAAAGUCAGCCAUCUGGGUUCUGAUCUGCUGUAAAAGAUGAAGAUUUAAGUGACCUUAAUUAACCUGUCCUGUGCCCUACCCUUAAGGAAUACUCUAUGUAGUAGGCUGUGGCUGUAUUAUACUUCCCGGAACACGCCGCUGAAAAGAACUGAUGUGUUCAGAUCAUCUGUGUAGGGCUGUGAUUUGUAAUUUAAACUUUAAUUGUAUUCUGAGGUAACCACAAAAUAAAUUCAACCAAACUGGGGUCCACCAAGUACGGGAAGGGGUAAGGGAGAGAAUAAUCUUUUUUUUUUUUGGUAAUUUUUUUUUUUUUUAUUUGGAUAGUGCUUUUUUGUUUUGUUUUUGUUCUGCAUUAAGGCCUUUUUUGCUUUGACUUGAAAUAAGUUCUUUGACAGAGCAUAUUGCUUGGUUAAGUAAGUAACCUAAAGUAUGCAUUAGGAUUGUAAAAUGUCUUCGUGAGUAUGCCAAUCCUGAGGGUGGAACCAAAUAGCCUUUGAUGUAAAGGGCAGUGGAUUCUGGAGGCUUUACUUCAGGUGCUGCUAAUGCCUCUUCUAAUCAGGUCUAAAUUGUGUAGUAAACUGCAGUGGGAAGAAAAUGCUUUCUGCUCAGGCUAAGGGGUUCGCUAAUCUGUCCUUACAAAUUCAGAGCAACAUGAGCAAAACCUCAGCUAAAACCCAUUUAAGUGUCAUGGAUUGUGCAUGAUCUUUGAUAAGAAUUCCUCAUGUACUUGUGCCCAGUUUUUCAAGGUAUUGGCUGUUCUAUAGAUGCAGUUAUUGUCCCAGCUAGCUCUGUUUUCAACCUUUUUGUGUGUCUUUAUGUUCAUUUGGAGAGUCAGGGCGAAAGACAGGUGAUGUAGCACUUCUGUUUUUAAUAAUUACAGCUUCAAAUGCCUAUUAAUAGUUUGGGGUCCUUUAGAGGGACUUGAGGAAGCCACCCAGGAUUACGGAAGAGUGUCCACCUAACAAGAUGGUCUGGCAGUUUCCUAGUUUUGUAUCUUUGGUUCAAUAGAAAUAUCUGAAAGUGGUAAUGUGACCACUUGAUGCAGAGUCCGGGUUUCUCUAUAAUAAAUCCCUUUGCCAAAUGCAUGAGUUGCAGACUUGCUAUUGGCAAGAGUGAAGCAAGUGGGUGAGUAAAACUAUUUUGAUGUGGGAGCAUUUUCAGAUAGGAAUUUAGUCUUGAUGAAAGUGUCCGUGCAGGAAUUGGACUCCAAGGAGGGUUAUCGUAUCUCCUGAGGGGACCUGCCACUCACAUCUGGGCAACAAUGUUGACAUUUGAGGUGGCAGGAUGCCUGCCUUCUAAUCUAUUUGGGUGAGUAGUUGAGCCAGCCAAGGGGAGGUUGAAUGAUUAAAACAGAAAUGGGAUUCUUGGUAAACUGAAGACUAUUUGGGAACGAAAUACCUUAAAAAAUAGGCUCUUCAUUGUUGAACUGUGUAUUUUCCCUGCAUUUUUUUUCCCAACAAAAUUUUGUUGGGGGUUAUGUUACUGAAGAAUGAACAGAGAUGAGGAAGUGGAGGUGUUAUGUAAAGGCAUACUGUACUCGAAAUCGGAAGACCUGCAGCAGAUUUAAAUUACAACUCUUGUUAUAACUUUUUAAAAGAUUGUGAAAAUAUCAAAAUGUACAUGAAUCAAGUUUUAAUAUACUGUAUGAUGGGUGGAUGAGGCUGUCCAUUGUACCAUUUGUUUGAAUUCUCAGGCAUGGUUUGGCAGUGCAAGAACUCUGUAACAUUAACAAAUUCAAUAAAAAGUAAAUAUAUGGA
This is a messenger RNA of Piliocolobus tephrosceles (Ugandan red Colobus), 4168 nucleotides long. RefSeq names its product CDV3 homolog (gene CDV3). The transcript has 5 exons. The coding region runs from base 448 to 1083 and encodes 211 amino acids. Gene Ontology annotation, cellular component: cytoplasm. Lineage: Eukaryota; Metazoa; Chordata; Mammalia; Primates; Cercopithecidae. The record is from RefSeq and is a predicted model, not a curated record.